UUUCAGUACGACACUUCCUGGUGUGGCCCAUGUUCCUUUCCUGACACCCGCCGUCGUUCAGGAGCGGAGACCGUUGAUAGUUGCAGUUAUGUCGGCAGCUGCUUCGGGAACCAGCAAGGCGGCCCACGGCGAUGUGGCUGCGAAGAGAAAGAAGGGACCCGGUGCCCUGGCCACGGCAUAUCUCGUCAUUUACAACGUUGUUAUGACAGCGGGGUGGCUGGUGAUAGCUGUGGGUUUGGUUCGAGCUUACCUGGCCAGAGGAAGCUACCAUGGGCUGUAUUACUCCAUAGAGAAACCUCUGAAGUUCUUUCAGACUGGAGCUGUUCUCGAGAUACUGCACUGUGCUGUAGGAAUCGUACCAUCCUCUGUGGUCCUGACUGGAUUCCAGGUCAUGUCCCGGGUCUUCCUCACGUGGGCUGUCACGCACAGUGUCAGAGAGGUUCAAAGUGAGGACAGUGUACUGCUGUUUGUCACAGCCUGGACUGUCACAGAGAUUAUCCGCUACUCCUUCUACACCUUCAGCCUGCUCAAUCACCUGCCAUACCUCAUCAAAUGGGCUAGGUACACCUUCUUCAUCGUGUUGUAUCCCAUGGGAGUGACUGGGGAACUGCUGACUAUCUAUGCAGCGCUGCCAUACGUGCAGAAGACAGGCCUGUACUCUGUUACCUUACCCAACAAGUACAACUUCUCUUUCGACUACUACACCUUCCUCAUCCUCAUCAUGAUUUCCUACAUUCCCCUCUUUCCCCAGCUCUACUUCCACAUGAUCCGGCAGAGGAAGAAGGUGCUGGGUCACAUAGAGGACUACGGCAAAGUGGAGUGAGCCCAGCGGCAUUCAGCAAGAUUCAAACGAGGGGGGAGAAAAUGAAAAAAGAAACCAAAACAUCAAAUAAACGAGGAACAAAAUUACGCUUAUUGGAAACCCGACCAGGUUUAAACUGCCAGAACUGACCUGGCAGACGGUCCAAUUAUCAAGUAACUUUCUUUAAUACAGCCGUUGUUUUGGUUGUACACAAAGAACUGGUGUUAUCUUUUUGUUUUGUUUUUUCUCUUUUAUAUUAUUCAUGAACAAACUUACAGAUUAUUCAUUAUUAUUUUGUUUAGUCAGAGAGCUUGCAGCUGUGAAGGAUCUGUAUUUUGACUUGGGUACAGUCGAGCGGCUGUCUGAGCAGUGAGCAGAGCUCCAUCACGUAAAGCUUGAUUCGAAUUAUACAGUGAUAUAAUUCAUACCUCUCCCCGCUUCCCUUCCCCUCUUUUUAAAUGAAACUUAAAAAAAAAAAGUAGAGUAGAUUUGUUGCCUCCCCACGACUCGUUUUUUGGUUUCUUUUAAGACGCUUUGCUUUAGAAAGAACGAUGUGAAGUCUAAUACUGAAAAUUGGUGUCUGUAGGAUUUGCAGGUACAGUGUUCGUUGCUGCAAACUGUGGUCCAGAUGUUUGUGUUCUGUCAUUUAUUUUAUUUAAAGGUUUGAUUACAUUCCUGAUUUAGUUCAAUAAACCUUUCAUUCCAUGCUUGCAUGCUUGGGUUUUCCUGUCCAUUUUAUUCCUCUCAGCCGUUGUUUGCUUGUUUGUGGUUGUGGAGUCUGCCUCAGCUUAGUUUAUGUUUACUCUCUAAAAGCUUUAAAAGUUUCCUGGCUUUUCAAGUGAUGACUGUGAGCCGUGUCCUUUGAUUUCUUCAUUGUUUGAUGUCCAGGUGGUUCAGACACUAAUUCCUGUGACUAGACAAGUCCCGUUUUUGUUUUUUUUCCUGUGCACAUCCAUCAUUUUUCUGCCUUUUGUUUCUUUAAUCUGUUGGAUGUUUAUAGCAUUGUUAGCUUCAUUUAAAUUAUACUUUAAGCGUCAAGAUUAAAGCAUUCCUGCUCCUUUAAGCUCCUAGUGUGUACCCCACCUCUUACAAACACAGUCCGUGUGUCUUAAAGGGGAUGUUUUAAAAAGAAAACACUUACAAAGAAGUUAUUUUGGCAUAAGAUACGGGACACUUAAGCAAAAAAUAAAAAGAGCAGAUAGCACAAUCUGUAGUAGCAACAGUGUUUUGGGAUGAAAUAAGCUUUGAUAAUGUAAAACUACAUUGUAGCCUAAAUAUGUGUUGGAGUUUUCACUUUUAUUUAAAAAAAUCCAGAUUGGGGUCUGUGUAGUUUGGUAAAUACGCUUGGUGGUUAUUAUUUAUGUAGAGGAUUGUAAACUAAAGUACUUUUCAUAUGUGACAGCUACAUGGCAUUACAGGAGUAAUGAUUUUCUCCUGUGGGUUUUUUUUUGUUUUUUUUUUUUUUGGACACAACGUUACAUUUGAGCAUUAUGAUCCUGAAUGCUUGAUAUUUUCGUUGGACUCAGGUGACUCCGUAACACCAGGCUCGAGAUUACCUUUGAGUUAAAACAUAAUGCUUGCAGUAACUGCCUUUAAGCACCUCAUCAGCAAAGCAGUAUCAGCAAAAAAGAAAUAAGUAUUUAAAUAAAAACUUCUUUUUUGUCAUAUCUCUGGUGAUAACUAGCCAUGCACAGAUUUGUUGGUUUCACAGUAUCUGAGAUUUCUGCCUCCAUCACAGUGCAUUAGAGGUACUUUGGAGUUUUGUUGUGGUUCCCAGAGAAAUGUCACAGAAGCAAAAAAAAAAAAAA
Molecule: messenger RNA, 2610 nt
Organism: Maylandia zebra (zebra mbuna)
Lineage: Eukaryota; Metazoa; Chordata; Actinopteri; Cichliformes; Cichlidae
Gene: hacd2
Product: 3-hydroxyacyl-CoA dehydratase 2
Biological process (GO): sphingolipid biosynthetic process; fatty acid elongation; very long-chain fatty acid biosynthetic process
Cellular component (GO): endoplasmic reticulum membrane
Molecular function (GO): 3-hydroxyacyl-CoA dehydratase activity
Source: RefSeq, a predicted model, not a curated record